UACGUGGCAUCUCAUCUCUAGUUGAGAACAUUGUAUACUGCGAAAAACGACCAAGUAUUUUAAAAAACAUAUGUCUCAGUAAAUGAGAGCAAGCAUUCAUUUGCUCAAGAACUUGAAUCUCUCCGCAACGUAAAUAAAUAUUCAUGUUGAAAUGACACUAUACAAAUGUGUUUCCUACAUACUUCUGUGGAAUAUCAUAACAGCCUUUGCGCUGGUGGAUCGUCAAUUGCACACGUAUUCAGAAGAUGGAAGGAAUUAUGGCAAAGAUAAAACCGAGAGCCUCACUGGCUCAUUUCCAUUCCUCAUGCCAUCGGUUUCUCCAAAAACUCCGGAUCUGUAUCUAUGCACCCCUAUCAAAGUCGACCCAACAACGUCAUACUAUAUUGUUGGCUACAAGCCAAACGCAACUAUGAACACGGCACAUCAUAUGCUGCUUUAUGGAUGCGGUGAACCGGGAAGCACAAGACUUACUUGGAACUGUGGAGAAAUGUCAAAGUCAACUGAGGAAGAGACUGGAAGUCCUUGUGGACCUCAGUCACACUCGCAGGAUGAUUCGGGCAUCUUUCUACAGUAUACGGAAAAACCUCUCACAAAAUUGGCCGGUACUUUGCUGCUGGGUACUGAUGGCGUUAUUCCUCCCAUGAAGACGGAACACAUGGAGGCCGCCUGUGAAAUAACUGAGAAUAAAACAAUUCAUCCUUUCGCAUAUCGCACGCAUACCCAUGGUUUGGGUAAAGUUGUUGCUGGAUAUAGGGUUCGCUCUAAUGCACGAGGCGUUCAAGAGUGGACGCUGCUUGGAAAGAGAGAUCCGUUGACACCGCAAAUGUUUUAUAAUGUCGAGGACAGUUCGCCAAUCGUAACGGGUGACUUUGUCGCCGCCCGAUGUACUAUGAAAAGCACACGACACCGUAAUACAGAAAUUGGCCCGACAAAUGAAGACGAAAUGUGCAAUUUUUACCUUAUGUACUACGUUGACCAUGGCGAACCUCUCGAUAUGAAAUAUUGCUUUAGCCAAGGUCCCCCAUAUUACUACUGGGCCAAUCCUGAUACCGGACUACAUAACAUUCCUGAUAAAGAUGCCAGCAUCUUGUAAAUUGAUAGCACUCGCUCUCUAUCUCUAUCCAGUAUAUCAUAAACUACAAAGUGUACAUUUAAUUUUCUGGAUUAGUUUUAAUGUUAUCUGUCGAUUUAUGUUUUGUACAUUUAGAUGUUGAACGUCAUAUUGUUAAACACUAAAUCAACUUAUAUUUAAUUUUAGCAUUAUAACAAUAUUGAAUGUACGACAUAAAAUAUACACGUGUACCUAUAUGA
Messenger RNA from Drosophila navojoa, 1311 nucleotides. RefSeq names its product Peptidylglycine-alpha-hydroxylating monooxygenase (gene Phm). Gene Ontology annotation, molecular function: copper ion binding; oxidoreductase activity, acting on paired donors, with incorporation or reduction of molecular oxygen, reduced ascorbate as one donor, and incorporation of one atom of oxygen. Gene Ontology annotation, biological process: peptide metabolic process. Gene Ontology annotation, cellular component: membrane; extracellular region. NCBI's taxonomy places the organism in Eukaryota, Metazoa, Arthropoda, Insecta, Diptera, Drosophilidae. The record is from RefSeq and is a predicted model, not a curated record.